Lodderomyces margitis is the source of this 1335-nucleotide messenger RNA. Its product is annotated as bifunctional AAA family ATPase chaperone/translocase. NCBI's taxonomy places the organism in Eukaryota, Fungi, Ascomycota, Pichiomycetes, Serinales, Debaryomycetaceae. The coding region runs from base 1 to 1335 and encodes 444 amino acids. Gene Ontology annotation, biological process: mitochondrial respiratory chain complex III assembly; protein insertion into mitochondrial inner membrane from matrix. Gene Ontology annotation, cellular component: mitochondrial inner membrane. The record is from RefSeq and is a predicted model, not a curated record. Gene Ontology annotation, molecular function: ATP binding; ATP hydrolysis activity. The transcript has a single exon.
AUGUCGCAGCAACCUCAAGCCAUAGAUUUCGAAAAAAUACGAAACUCCUCAGAUGGGAGCUUGAAAGGAAUGAUGUCGGUUGGGUUCAAGGAAGUCAUAUUGAACAAUCCAUACUUUGCAGCAGGUGGUGGUUUAAUGCUUCUAGGUACUAGUUUGGCCUUGGCAAGGCUGGGUAUCGUGAAAAGUUCUGGAUUCCUAUAUCGUCAAAUGUUGGUGGAUUUGGAAAUACCCUCUAAGGAUAAGUCGUACUUGUGGUUUUUAGAAUGGAUGUCGAAGCACAAAUAUAGGACGUCACGACACCUCUCUGUGGAAACCAAUGUCAUCACGCAUGAUAAUGGAGCCAUUACAACAAAGUUUUCACUUGUACCUGGACCGGGAAAACAUCUUCUUAGAUAUAAAGGAGCAUUUAUCCUAGUAAACCGUGAACGAUCGGGGAAAUUAUUAGACAUGACUAGUGGAACACCGUUUGAGACUGUUACAUUAACGACGCUAUACCGAGAUCGGAAAUUGUUCAAUGACUUGUUAUACGAGGCAAAAAGUAUGGCUUUGAAAGCACGGGAAGGAAAGACAGUCAUAUUCACGUCGUGGGGUCCUGAAUGGAGACCUUUUGGUCAACCAAGAUCAAAAAGAUUGUUGGGCUCAGUCAUAUUAGAUAAGGGAAUAGCAGAAGGUGUUGUUGAUGACGUUAGGGACUUUUUGACCAGCGGUGAAUGGUAUCACAGAAGAGGUAUACCUUAUAGAAGAGGCUAUUUAUUGUAUGGGCCGCCUGGAAGUGGGAAAACUUCGUUCAUACAAGCUCUUGCUGGCGAAUUGGACUACAACAUUUGCAUUUUGAACAUCUCUGAAAAUUCCUUGACCGAUGAUCGAUUGAAUCAUCUCAUGAACCACAUCCCAAAUAGGUCGAUCUUGUUGCUCGAGGAUGUCGAUGCAGCAUUUAAUAAGAGAGAACAGUCUACGGAUCAAGGAUACACAAGUGGGGUCACCUUUUCCGGACUCUUGAAUGCGUUGGAUGGUGUUGCCAGUGCCGAGGAGUGUAUAACGUUUAUGACGACGAAUCACCCUGAACGGUUAGACCCAGCUUUGUUAAGGCCAGGCCGUGUUGACUACAAAGUAUUGAUUGGCAAUGCUACUGAGUACCAAGUUAAAAGAAUGUUUCUUAGAUUCUAUGAAAAUGAGGAGGAGUUAUGUGAAGAGUUCCUCAGUAAGUACAGAAAACUCAAUUUGCAUCAUGUCAGCACUGCUCAAUUGCAAGGCUUGUUUGUAUAUAAUAAAAGGGAUCCAAAAGCUGCCGUUGACAUGAUUGAAACACUAAGGGAUCCAAACUCGGUAUUUUAG